Messenger RNA from Durio zibethinus, 2431 nucleotides. The record is from RefSeq and is a predicted model, not a curated record. Lineage: Eukaryota; Viridiplantae; Streptophyta; Magnoliopsida; Malvales; Malvaceae.
CUUGGCGUAAGAAGGUUUUAUCCUCCAAAGAUUCGGAUGACGUGGAAAGGAGAUGGUUCAAGCAGCACCAAAUAUUCCAUGUCUCUAGCAGUGAGUGACCAAAUCUCCUCGGGCUCCUCUUUAGCUCUUCUUCUUCUUCCUGUUUUUCUCGCCGUCCAAAAAUCAAAUUUGUCGAAUUUUUGCUACAAUUUCAUAUUUCAGCGUAAACUUUUGAAGUUCGUGUUUGCUAGCGAGCCCAAACUGCCCUUUCUCUUUCUCUUCCUGCUGGAAGAAUGCCUCAAAGGAUUAAAGCAAAGCAGGUCUCUUCCUUUGAGUAUGAGCUUUUUGAAGGAGAUCCUGACCACCUUCGGACUGUUGUGGCUACACCUACUCAGACUAGACCAUGGAUUAAUCCUGCCUCGUUGAAACUUAAGCAUAGGAUAGGGCGGGGCCCUUUUGGUGAUGUUUGGCUGGCUACUCAUCAUCAGUCAGGAGAUGAUUUUGAUGAGUAUCAUGAAGUUGCUGUUAAGAUGUUGCACCCAUUGAAGGAGGAGCAUAUGCAAAAGUUUCUUGAUAAGUUUGAAGAGAUAUUCUUGAAGUGUCGAGAGCUCCAAGGUGUUUGCUGGUUGCAUGGUGUCUCUAUUAUAAAUGGAAAGAUCUGCAUUGCUAUGAAGUUUUACGAAGGAUCUGUGGGUGAUCAAAUGGCUCGAUCAAAAGGAGGCAAGCUCUCAUUGCCUGAUAUCUUAAGGUAUGGGAUCCAGUUAGCAAGAGGUCUCAUCGAGUUACACUCAAUAGGGUUGUUAGUGCUCAACCUGAAGCCUACCAACUUCCUUCUAAAUGAACACGAUCAAUUAGCUCUGGGGGAUUUUGGAAUCCCAUAUCUACUUCUUGGGAUUCCGUUGGCUGACUCUGAUAUGGCACUUAAGCUUGGUACUUCUAACUACAUGGCUCCAGAGCAGUGGGAACCUGAAGUAAGAGGCCCUUUAUCCUUGGAGACUGACAUUUGGGGAUUUGGGUGUAGUGUGGUGGAGAUGUUGACUGGUGUUCCACCGUGGUUUGGAAAAUCAAUUGAAGAAAUAUAUUAUUCGGUUGUGAUUAAGAAAGAAAAACCAUGUUAUCCAAGUGGCUUGCCUCUCGCUGUUGAGAAUGUUAUCAAUGGUUGCUUUCAGUAUGAUCUCAGAAACCGACCGUUAGUUUCAGAUAUUUUACUUGCCUUUGAAAGUGAUGGAGGAUGGAUUGGCCUUGGAAGCCUACCAAUCAAGGAAAAAGCAAUUGUCAGUGGUUACACCACAUGGUAUCUCUCAAAGGAUCGCCUUCAAGUGGGUGACAUGGUUCGCUCAAGGAGACCUCUAAAUGCUCGCAGACCUCAAACCUUGGAUGUUCGAGAAGGAACUGUUGUUGGUUUAGAUGGGGAUGCUGAUAAGAAUGGCUUUGUUCUGGUGAAAAUUCCUGGAAUGCAUAACCAUUUGAGAGUACAGGAGUCAACACUUGAGAGGGUCACAUCCGGUUUAGCAGUGGGGGACUGGGUGUGCUUGAAAAAGGAAAACCAGAGUCAUUCCCCUGUGGGAAUACUACAUUUAGUGCAGCGUGAUGGAACCGUCGAAGUUGGAUUUUUAGGAUUAGAGACACUGUGGAUGGGAAAGUCUUCUCAGCUUCAAAUGGUUAAAGCUUAUUAUGUGGGGCAGUUUGUGAGGCUUAAGGCAACUGUGUUUACUUCUCGGUUUGAAUGGCCACGGAAGAGGGGAGGAACAUGGGCCACUGGGAGAGUUUCAGAGGUGCUUCCAAAUGGGUGUCUUGUUGUAGAGUUUCCAGGUAGAUUUGUUCUUGGAAAUGAACCCAACAGAUUUUUAGCUGACCCUGCUGAAGUGGAAUCUGUGUCUUUUGAUACAUGUCCUGGUGUGGUGGAGAAAUAUCAACAUGUUGAGGAUUUUCACUGGGCUGUGAGGCCACUAGCAAUUGCCCUUGGUCUAUUUACAGCUAUGAGGUUCACUCUAUCUGUUGGAUGCAGUGUAAGGGCAAGACUAAAGAAAGGCCAGCAAAAUAGCCAGGAUGGUCCUGCUGGCAGUAAAUCAGGUUGGAGGCAGAAAAUCUUCAGAGAUGGAGUUAUCACUGCUGGUUCCACGAGGUAAUCCUACCAUUAGGUGAGUUUGCUGGAAUCUAUAGCCAGGAGAUAAAGGUUAAAACCAGGAAACAACUUUUCAGACUGUGAUGGCUUCAACUUAUACGCUAUUAGUAAGUAACGUUGACGAAGCAAAGCAUUAUGCAUAAAUAAAGCUGUCAAUGACUAGAAGACAUUAGUGUAAAUAUAUGUACAGAAUAUGUUUAAAAUUGGCUUAAUAUUUAUUCCUUCUCAUAUGAGCUUGAUAUUGACCAUUCUGGUGUGAUAAGCAGAAUAUUAACGUUUAUUUGUACUUGGAUCACAUAAACUCAAAUAAGACUUUUUUUCCUUAUA